Molecule: messenger RNA, 1698 nt
Organism: Drechmeria coniospora
Lineage: Eukaryota; Fungi; Ascomycota; Sordariomycetes; Hypocreales; Ophiocordycipitaceae
Exons: 2
Coding region: 1-1698 (565 amino acids)
Biological process (GO): dephosphorylation
Molecular function (GO): phosphatase activity
Source: RefSeq, a predicted model, not a curated record
AUGAUCCCGGCCUCGUCCCGUCUCGUCAUCUCCUCGGCUCUGCUGUUGGCCGUUGCUGCCGUCUCUGCCGAUGACGGAGACAACGUCAGGGUAUGGGCUGCAGUCGCCUAUGUUAACCAUGGCGAGAGCACACCUCUUCUGGGUGGCCUGCAGACCGUCCUCACGCCGGAAGGCGCCCAGCAGAUGCAACGGCAGGGAAUCGCCUUUCGAUCCCGGUACUUGAACAACGGCACACAAAUACAGGGCAUCAACGUCGUGGCCAUCGACAACCUGCAGCUCAACAUCUCGUCCCAGACGGACGACUGGGUCGCCGCCAGUGCCCUCGCCUUCAUGCAGGGCCUCUACCCACCCGACGUCAUGGCCCUUCUCGCUGCCGGCGGCGGCACUGACCUGGGACUGAACUUGGUCGCCGGUUCCAACACCACCGACUACCCCUUGUUAGGAUACCAGUAUCCCAGGGUUCGAACUCUUUCGAACGAAACGAGCGCCUCUCUCGGGAACGUUCAGAGCCAAAUCAACGACAACCGGCCAUUUUAUGAGAAUCUAUUUUCGUCUGAUCCUCUCAAGGGCUUCGUCACGCCUGCCCAGGCGACCUAUCUCAACGCUUAUGAGCUGUAUGACCUCGUCAACUACCAGUACAGGCAUAAUGGAACAGUCUUCAAGGAGCUCCAGGACGCGAAUAAGACAAUUGACACUCUUCAGGUCAACGCGUACAACCUUGAGCAAGAUAAGGCGAUCCACGAUGCGAACAAGAAGGAUGACCCGCUCAACGCGCUCUACAGCAUCGCUGGCCGAACGCUCGCCUACGAGGUUGAGGACAAGCUCAAUGGCAUCGUGGCGAGAAAGGGGGGAGGUGUCAAGAUUUCACUCAUGUUUGGCUCCUUCCGACCGCUGCUGUCAUUCCUCACCAUCGCCGGUCUGCUCACCACCGAGAACCUCGCGUCGGGACCCUUUUCUCGAUUGCCAGAGCCCGGUGCGACCAUGAUCUUCGAGCUCGUCUCGGACAUGAGCUCGAGCAACUCGGACGUCUUCCCUCCUACGGACAAGUUGAAGGUACGCUUCUACUACCGCUCCACGGCGAAUGCCAACGACGUCUUUACGAGCUUUGCACUCUUCGGCGCUGGCAGUGAUCAAACCAGCGUCCCCUACUCGUCCUUUGUCAAGAGUAUGGAAGAUCGCAGCACAAGCCCUACGUCCUGGUGUAGCGUUUGCAAGCCCGAUGCGCCGGCGUCCUGGUGCGCCGGACUAAGUGGCAACCGGUCCUCAUCCCGCCGGUCCACCAGUCCAUUCGUCGCAGGCCUCAUCGGUGCUGCCACCAUGGCCGGGCUUGUCGCCAUCGCCACACUCGUGCUCUGGAUGCUCGGCCGCUUGCGCUUUCAGCGGCCCCAUAAGAAAGCGGACAGUGACAACAUAUACACCCCCAGAGGCUUCCAGGGCGAGAUGCGAAAGGCCAGCGACGCCGACGUGGCAGUGUCCGGGCACGGCGAGCACAAGGAGAGGGUCGGCAGCUGGGAGAUGCAGAGCGGGGAGCAAGUGAAUCGACAGCCCAGAGAGACAGAGGCUGAGGAUGAGACGGAGGCCGAGGAGGCGGAAGAAGUCGCCGUCACCCAAUCCUUUCACCAUGCCACGAGUAGGAUAGAGGAUGAUGAAGCGUUCAAUGUAGACUGGACGGCGGUGCAUGCGCGGGAGGGCGUGUGA